AUGAGUUAUAGGCGUUCUAUUGUAGUUAUAAGUGGACCAAAAGAGGAAGAGGGGGAAGAUGAGCUCCAACAGAGAUAUAAUGACCAACUCGCAGAUAUGAUGGUACACACCAAAUUCCAAGAGUCAUUGGCCAACGUGACAAGAGAACUGCAUACAAUAACGGAACAAAUUUACAUAUAUCAACAACCUGAGGUGACACAAGAGGUUGUGGUUUCUGUGUUACCUAAUAUACUGAUUUCCCUAUUGAAUAGUAGGGAACGGGCUAGAAAAAUGUAUAGAGAUGCACUUACGUCGAGAAUAGCAGAACAAGAAUGGGAUAUUGAAGACCUACUUCUAGAGUUACGUAAUGAACUUGAUCGUGCAGAAGAUUUAUUGACCUUGUACCCAAGGAGAGGCUCCAUGCAUUAG
This is a messenger RNA of Naumovozyma castellii, 408 nucleotides long. It is a transcript of the gene GPG1, whose product is annotated as Gpg1p. Lineage: Eukaryota; Fungi; Ascomycota; Saccharomycetes; Saccharomycetales; Saccharomycetaceae. Bases 1 to 408 code for a protein of 135 amino acids. The record is from RefSeq and is a predicted model, not a curated record. The transcript has a single exon.